Acyrthosiphon pisum (pea aphid) is the source of this 2285-nucleotide messenger RNA. Its product is annotated as protein angel. The record is from RefSeq and is marked validated. Gene Ontology annotation, molecular function: 3'-5'-RNA exonuclease activity. NCBI's taxonomy places the organism in Eukaryota, Metazoa, Arthropoda, Insecta, Hemiptera, Aphididae.
AGUUGGAUUUUUAAUAUUAUCAUUGAGUAUAGUAUCAUUUAAGUGUUCUGUGAUCAUAAUUAAUUUAUAUGAACAUCCAGAAUAUUUUUGAAAAUUUGAAAUAGUACCUAUGCUUUUCUUGUCACUUUUAUGUAUAUUACAAAAGAAUUUAAUAAAAUAUGUCUGUUGUGUCGUUUAUGUCCAAUUGCUAAUUUUGCCUGCCGUCUUUCCACAACAGUCAUGCAUCGAAAUAAACAAUUUUCAGGCCCAAACAUGAAGGAUUACAUUAAUUUUAUCAGGCCUUUAGUGCACCACAAACAUGAUACCAAUUACAAGUCAUUUCAUUUUAGUUUGCUAUCAUAUAAUAUACUAGCUCAAGAGUUGCUAGAAAAAAAUGCUUUUUUAUAUGAUUGGUCUGAUGUCCGUGUGUUGAACUGGGACUAUCGAAGACAACUUUUAUUAAAAGAAAUAAAACAAUUUAAUGCAGAUAUAAUUUGUUUUCAAGAAGUUCAAGAGUCUCAUUUAAAUUGGUUCUUUAAGAAAUUAUCAGAUUUAGGGUAUAAUGGUGUCUAUAAAAAACGAACUCGUUUUCAUUGUGACGGCUGUGCUAUAUAUUACAGAAAUGACAAGUUUACAUUAAAAGAAAAGGUCACUGUAGAAUACAAUCAACCAGGAAUAAAUGUAUUAGAUCGAGAUAAUGUGGGUAUUGUGUUGAGAUUGUCACCACGGAAAAAUGAAGCAGAAAAUAUAAUUGUUUCGACUACACAUAUCUUAUACAACAAAAAAAGGCAUGAUAUUAAAUUGGCGCAAGUUCAUUUAUUACUAGCUGAAAUUGAGCGUGUUGCAUAUAAAGGACACAAAAAAGUUGGUGAUGAUAAUAUUCCUGAAUACCAUCCAAUUAUUUUGACUGGAGAUUUCAACUUGGAACCUAAUACUGCUGUUUAUGAUUUUUUAAUCAAUGGUGCUCUAUUCUACAGUAAUUUACAAAAACCAACGCUUUGGUCUCAAAAUAAUCAAAGUGGAAGAUGUAACAUGGGAAAUGAACUUAUUCCCAAGAGUUUAGGCAUCACUGAAUAUAGUCAGCAUUCAGACAUUUUAGAAUUAAGAAAAAUAAAUAAUCAUAAGCGACAAAUUAAUGACGGUCUUUAUUCAAAGCUACAUCAUAGUGAAAGAAAAAAUGAACAACUAUUAUCAACACCGUCUUCAGAAUUCAAAUUUGGGUCUGGAAAUGUGUAUCAUAACCUUAAGUUUUCUUCUGUAUAUAAUAACAAUAAUAGCUGUUCUACAUAUCAUGACCAAUGGACUAUUGUAGAUUACAUAUUUUACACCAGUACAAAUUUAAAACUGAAAGCUUAUAUGAAGCUUCCAAAUGUUGCUGAAUGCCAGCCAAUAUUAGCUAUGCCAAACAGAGUAUCUCCGUCCGAUCAUCUACCACUGUUUGCUAAAUUUAUUUAUCAAAUAAAAUAAUAUUUUUGGCAUUUGUUCUCCAGCGUAAUCUUGUUUUAUAUUUUUAUUUAAUAUGUAUUACAGUUCCUACAUUGAGUACAUAAUUACUAAUUCAUAUUAUCAAAUCUAACUGUAAUGUGUAUAAUAUUCAGUCUUAACACCUUCUUGAGUUGUGUUUAAUUACCAAAGAAAGAAAUUUUAAAUUCAUUUAUUUAUUAAAAAGCAUUCUCGAAUAGCGAUCAUCAAUAAGAACAUAUAAUUUUAUGUUCAUGAUUAAUUAAUAGAAUAAUAUUUAAUAAGGAUAAAGCGGUGCACAUUGUAGGAUUGCUAAUCACUCUGAAAUCUAGAGCUAUCACACUUUUAAGUCAUUACUACACAAAAAUUUUUUCUGAUAUGUAUGUGCAUAUAUUUUUAAUUUUCAUAUUCUGAAGUAGAAUAUUAUUUUUGAGUAUUUCAGUAUUUUGAAGUCCAGAUUUUUAGUUUUUAGGUAUCAUUAAUAAUUAGCAUAAUUAUAACGCGGUUUACAAAAAAACAUUUUUUUUUUUGUUGAAUAUUUGAGAAUUUUUUGUGCUUAAGGAUUCCAUAGCUUAUUUUAGAGUAAUGUAUUAAUUAUAAGAAAAAUAACUUAAAUAUUUUGAUUUACAAUUAUUAUUGUAAUUUUACUUUGAGAACUACCUUUACAAAUUUUAGAUUCUGAGAGGUGUGAUGAAUGUAUUGAUUUUACAAUGAUGUGUUUUUUUAUUUAAAUUUAUUUUUGUGUCUGUCACCAACGUUUGGGGCAGUAAAACUGCUUCGAUUUUCUUCAACAAUAUCUUGAUUGAUGGUAAAGUGAUUAAUAAAUUAUUUCAUUCACAAUAAAA